UUUUGGGGCGGAGGCACUGAGGAAACAGCUGAGAGAAGUGGGAUCCACGAAGAGAAAGGAGAGAUAGAUAGAGAGAGAGACGGAGGAAGAGAGAUAGAGGGGGGCCACGGGGGAGAGGGACGGAAGGGGGUUGUCGCUGUAACCCUGUAGUUGCUGGCCCGAUUGCUGCUAGACUUUUCCAGCUGUGUGUAAGGCUCACCAAAUGAUCGUCACAGAAAAUCAGAUGAAAUAGUGUCUCCUGGGAUUCAUUUAUAGACUUCACUCUUGGCUCGUGUGAGGAAUGGCAUUGGUCACUGAGAAUUUAUUGAGAAGAGCCCAUAUGUUGGAAUCUGGAACACGACAGCUCUAAAAAGAGAAGCUAGAACUUGGGAUCAGUGUUCAGGACGUGGAAGGAAAGUUUGCCCACCGGGUUCUUUCAUUGGAAUGCCUUCAGUAUUAUGAGGAUCGUGAGCACCUCCCAACACCCAUGUACUGCAGGUUUCAUCCAGACUCUCCUGAUUCUGAGGGGGUGUGUGUGGAUAUUGCUCAGCCCACGCAGCUCUGCAGUACCUGAGUGAUGCUCUUCCACAGCAUUGCCGGUCUCGUGUGUUGCUGAUUCACAUCUCACCACUCCGCCCCUGCCCGGGAUGCUGUUCGUGGCUUCAAGGGGACUCAGUGGUGGCUGUGGAGAUGGAUGCACCAUGCUCGUUCCAGGCUCUAGGGGGCAGGAGAGAGGCAGAGCGAGUCAAGGAGGGGAGCGGAGGAGACGAGUGAUGAAGUGCUGCUGCGCUCCCAACAGCAAAAGGUUUCAGCUGUGUUGAUGAAAGGAGUGACUCAAGCUACCACUUGGGCAGGAAAAGAAAAAAAAGUUUUUUUUUCUCUACUUUCUUUUGCACUUUAAAUAUUUAUAUGUUAUUUCAAUUGACUUUAUGUGGUGCACAAAACUGAAGAAACAAUGAGACACAUCCAUGUGGAAAUUGCACAGAAAGAACCAUCUGCGGACCAGCCUCCUCAAGAGGGGGAUCUUCCCCAGCCGAACAUCCAAACAGGGGGCCUGGACUCCAGCCCGGGCCAGGGCCUCAUCCGGCCCUUCAGCGAGAACGAGAUAAAGCUGCAGAAGGCCUACCAGCUGUCCAUCUUCUCACAGCUGUCCGGCUUCACCGAGAGUGUGGGGCAGAGGGCUGGCAAACACAUCACGAAGAGGGGACCGUCUGAGAGCCCUACCCAUUCGGACAACAAGCGGGUCCACUUGGCCCAGUCCGACGAGGAGCUAGAGGAUGAGAUGGGGCCCUCGGACCAGCUGGUGGACGAGAAGCCCCUGUUGUGUGGCUCCGGCCAGCACUUCUCUCACGCAGGGAUGCGUGUGAUUGAGCACAAGGACUACAUCUCUCCUGCCAAAGACCUUGCCUGGAGCGCAGGGAUGGGGAGGACUGUAACUGUCCAAGAAACCGGCAUUCUACCGAUGGUGCAAUCCAGACAGAUCAAGUCAAUGGCAGAACCCAACGACGCCAGGACUGCUGGCAUGUGGGAACUUGCCAAUGGAGAAAUGUCUUGUGGCCAAACCUCUGGCAACACCGAGCACGAGGACUUCAGAAAACGCUGUGAGUCAAGCGAUGACGUUCCGGCUCCUUAUCGAGAGACUGAGGACAGGAGGUCAAGGACUUUAGAUCUGGAGCUGAGGUCUCCAGAGACGGCUCGACCGCAGGCUUCCUCCAGUAACGGGCUGGCCUCCUCGGAGAAGACCCCAUGCGUGGCCAAGCAGUCUGGCCUCAGCCCGGCCCCUGGUGGCAGUGGCUGUGCCGUCAAGAGGAAGCUCCUGGUGUCCAGUGACAUGGCAGAAUCCUGCUCCGAGGACGAGGGCCCUUCCACCUCCAAGAAGAGUCGCACCCCGCUGUCCCACGCCAUCACCGUGUCCUGCCGCAGCACCGACGCCAAAGCAGCUCCCUUCUGGAACCACCUGCUCCCGUUGGCCCGGGACAGGCCCAAGUGUUCUGCAGAUUGCAGCAGUGUGGGCAGACGACUGAAAGGUGGACUUCGGCUGAAAUCGAGGCAGCUCCGCAGCUCCCGUCGGGGGGAGUCGAGCCAGGCUCCCCGCUCCAGCUGGCCCUCCGCCUCCAUCAGCCGCUCCCUGCUGGGGAACUUUGAGGAGUCGAUGCUGAAGGGCCGCUUUGCCCCAUCGGGCCGGAUCGAGGGAUUCACUGCAGAGAUUGGUGCCAGCGGCUCCUAUUGCCCACAGCACGCCACCCUGCCUGUGGAGGUCACCUACUACGACAUCUCUGAGCACAGCGCUCCCUCCCCCUUCCUGGGCGUGAUCCACCUGGAGCCUUUGGGAAAGAAGGGAUACAGCGUUCCCAAAGCAGGAACCAUCCAAGUGACCUUAUUCAACCCCAAUAAAACUGUGGUGAAGAUGUUCCUGGUGACGUACAGCUUCGGGGACAUGCCAGUGAACCACGUGACCUUCCUGCGGCACCGCAUCUUUCUGGUGCCCGUGGAGGAGGGGGAGGAGCAGGGGGGCACCCCCACCCGGAGGAGGAUACUCUGCUACCUGAUUCACCUCAGAUUCCAGAGCUCAAAGUCUGGGAAGAUCUAUUUGCACAACGAUAUCCGGCUGCUGUUCUCCCGAAAAUCUAUCGAGGUGGACACGGGGAUCCCCUACGAGUUGAAAUCUUUCACAGAAAUGCCAAGAAACCCCAAGUACUCUCCUAGGGUAUGAACACAGGAUAGUUUCACUGCCUUCUGGAAGGACAAUACAGAGAGAGGAACAAUUCAAGCGAAAAAUGAAAAAAACUUAAUGCAAACAAAACUGUAAGGAACUUGAAACUCAAAACUGUUUCUGAAUCCAGUGUUAACAUGCAUGCCUUGUAACAAGCCUCUGUGUUCUCUUGUAGUGCGGUUUACAUUUUAUAGCACUGAUCUUCAACCUUUCUGAACCCAGGGACCAUACACCCAUACUGUGGAUCAACAAGAGAGCUGAAGCCAGCAAACCGUGCUUUAAAAAACAAACAAACACUCACUGUUCAUAAUAGUUCAGAAAGCUCCCUCUUGGAAUGCCCUUGUUAAAUAGGACCUGGCAUCUUUGGGGACCACACAUCUUGGCAUACACUCCGUCACAUGUUGUGCAUAGUUCACAGAAGGGAGGAGUUCGCUUUUCUCACUGGAAAACAUGCACCAGUGGUUGAGGAAAUGAUCAUCUGCUCAGCUAAUCUCUCAAUUCCCAACUGGAUGAACGUCCAGUGACUUUCUAUAUACCACACCAGCGGUUUGGAUGUUUUAGACUCAAGGAGUUGUGACACCCACUUCAUCACUUGAUUUGAGUUGUUUUCCUUACAGUCCUGCCAAAAGAAGCUAUUAUUUUGUUGCGUAAGCUAUCUGAAGGGGAUUUCUGUUAUUAUGCAGAGUAGUAUGAUGUCCAGUAUUUUGGAUGCGAUACAAGAGUUAAACACCUUGCUGCUGUUAAAGAAAGCUACAGCCACUGUUCAUGCUCGGGGCCUCCACCUCAAGGGGAAUGAAUGUUCAAUGACGUAUGAGCAGUGAGUGAACAUAAAAACAGAUGACUGUUUGGGUAUGGUCCUGGAAAAGUGCCACCCGUGUAGGCCACAUGAAAAUCAAUUUGAAACUAAAAAUACCUUUAAAAAAGCUGCUAUAACAGAGACCCGCUGGGGCAAAAUUCACCCAUCAGGCAUUAAUCCCCUGACUCCCUUAGCUUUGGGAGUGGGGUAGCACUGCAGGUGCUCCAGUCUCACCCUUAUAUAUACAACUAGGCAAUGGGGAUAGCGGACGUACGUGAUUGGGAUGUAGUUUUAAAAAAAUACUCCUGAAAUCAGAGUUGCUACAGAAGCGUUCUCGAUCCUGGAAACUCCUGUGCUGUCACUGUGCACAUCCCUGGUGUUGGUGGUUCAUCCAGUCUGGGGGCCACCAGUCUGUCCAUUGGGGAGGUUGGUUGGAGAAUACUAUGUUAGAGCAUUCUGAAAACAAAAAAAGAGUUGUAUUUAAUUUAUUUGCAGAUGUCUUACAGCAAUAUUGUGUGCAUAUUGAAGGUGUGAUUUUAAAACCUGACAGUUGUUCAUGUCUGCCAGGUAUGUACAGUACACGAAGGCUGCUCUGUGCCGAGCCACAUUUUCUUGAGAGAUUUUUGGUUUUGGGGGGUGGGGAGGGGUGGAGAACUGGACUUGCCAGUAACACAGAUCACACAAUAAUUAAAAAUGUUGCAGAUGUGAUGUUAUCAAAAAAUGUUUUUAGGUUACUUACAAUUUAUAAGACAUCACAACUUCUGAUGCCUACUAAACACAGCCCUCAAUAGCCCAAGCAUAGUAAAACUGUGGAUUCUAAAGAAAAUGCAGGGGGGUUGACAAAAAAAAAAAAGAAAAAACCCAUGAUGAAAAGGGUGUCUACCAUGGGUAGCCAGGACAACACUCAUGCACUCAAAAGCUAGUGAUGCAAUCUUAGGGGCGUACAGUAAGUUGGCUUUGUUGCAUGAUUGCAAGUUUGUUUUACACAAACCCAAACUGUAAGAAAAGGUAGCCAACGGUUCAGAACCAAGCCCAGUCAUAUACAUUGUGCAAUGCAAAUUUUCCAUCUUGUUUAAAAAGACAAACUCUGAUUGUAAUCACGUAUCAGCUUGUGAAACUCAAGUGCAGCUUAUCAGGGCCUUUACAAGCGCAAUAAACCCAUAAAGACUGUUUGUGACAGCGCUUUGGCAUUCUGGUGUUUAUACUGGUCAGGUAUAAUGCAGGCACACUUCCCCACAGAGCUCCCCAAUGCAUCUCAAUCUGGACUUGUCUGACUGACUGCUAAGAGAUGUUUUCCUGAUGUGGGACUUUAGUCCGUUUUAAGGCUGCAGGUUGCACAAAGCUAAUUUAACUUGCAGUUAGGUUUCCAGAGGUGAGAAGCUUUAGCAUUAGCUUCCCCGGUCAUAUUUUGGAGGGUGGGUAUCUGCUUUAAUUGUUGUACCUACCAAAGCUGGUGAAGCAUUAAAAUGAUGGCAGGGAUAAUGUAAAAAAAAAAAAAAAAAAAAAAGUUGCUUUCAGGUUUAUUCGGCCAAGAGUAUUUUAGUAGUGAGAAACUAGAUUUUUUUUUUAAUCUUGUUAUUUAAAUAUAAUUUUACAGUUUAAGUCUAUAUUUAAGAUAAAAGUAGAUUGUACUUUGGUUUUAAAAUUGGAUUUUGAUAAGGCUGGAAACUAACCAGAGGAUAUUUUAUUAUUUAUUUUUAGCAAUAUGGUUUAUUUGUAGUAAGAGCAUGUGUUGGUUUGAGGAAAGGUCUCGUAGCAGUUCAUCAGAGGUGCACACCACAUCUUUUAAUGUGCUUAGUUGUACACUACAUUUAGUAUUCAAUUUAAGUAAAGGUUUUGCAGUUGCUGAUUGACACAAUGAGUAAAAAGGUUGUACCAUUUCUUACACGUCAGUUAGGAGCUGUUCCAAGAUGCUCUGCAGUACAGUAGAGUUCACUGGGGUACAAAGGAUCCCUGACUUUGAACAACAGAAGUAGUUAACGAAGUGAAAAAUAACAAUUUCUUCUUUGGAAGGUCACUGAAAGAGUGGACAAUUACAGUAACAUUUCUGAGAAUAGGCAGUGUUUAAAAAAAGACAUUGCAAGAUAAUAACAGAUUCAUAUUGCAUUAGCUGGAUAAACAAGUUAAAUUUAAGUUUUGCUAAAAUGAUUUUACUUGUUUCUUUUAUUAUUAUAUUCUACAGGUGGAUGGGUAUUAUUAUAUUCUACAGUUAUGGAUCAAAAUAAAGGGACAGUGUGACAGUCUAUUUGGGGUCCAUCCAUGGAGUUUCAGGGAUCUUAUAAAACAACCAUGUGACUCAAUAACAAAACCAGUUUGGCGACAAAGUGGGUGUGAAAAUCAUUGCGUGAGAAGAAAGGAACAAAGCUAUGGAAGAUGGUAGAGCAGAGAAGUUUAAAAUUAGGUCAGUUCAUCGGGUUUGGCAUAGGGGAAAAAACUGCCUCCAUUGCUCUGAUGGAAAUCAGGAAAUUCAGUGAAGCAGCAUAGAAAGUGGCAUCCAUAUAGUUUGUGAAUGUGGAAGGUGUUGCAUUUAGCCAGGUGUCGUAAUGGUGUCGUAAAGCAACAAUGACGGUGGUAUGGUUAAAAAAAAAAAAAAAAAAAAAAAAAAAAAAACAAUCGAGCAGAAAGUUUCUUUGGCAAGCCUUAUAAGUAGAAACCCAAUGGAAUGUGAAGUCUUUCACCUCUGGGUAGUGGAAUAAUUUUCCUUCACAGGCCAUCGAAAGUCAGUUCCAGUGGCUUUUGUUCACUCAGAGCUGACACCUGCACUUGCAGACUCACAAAAAGAGGUGUAGGACUAGGCGAGCAUGUUGUCACAAGGGGGGCACACUGUGGGGAGGCGUGCGCUGUGACUUACUGUAAAGCACAACUAAUACUUUCAAGCCUGGUUAGUAGUAACUAAAUUCGAAAAUUAUCAUUGUAGAUUUAUAAACACCUGGGUUUGUCUGUGGGCCCUGAAGUCUCCCAGCAAUAAGGGUUAGAUUCUGUCGACAGUGUGUGGUAUGUGUUACUGUGCCAUGGGUUCCUUGAGUUCACACCUAUGCCAAGACGUGUUAGCUGUAGCUGGUCUCUCUGUAAAUAAAAAAUAAAUAAAAAAAAAUGUUGUCAAUGUGUAGUUUUAUGUUUGUGAAGAACACGAAAGAGGAAAGCAAAUAUUUUCAUACAGUUUCUUGACGUGUCUUGAGCCUGACGAGGGCUGUAUGAGGUAAGCUGAUGUCGCUUAAUACCUGACUGGGAAUUUCUUCUGAUACUUGGUGAAUAGUGCUCUAUGCAAGUCUUUCACUUGUAACCUUCACAACCUCACGGUCCUCAUGAUUACAGCUUAAGAAAAGGACAGCACAGUCUUAAAGGUUUUUGGGGAAAAGUCACACUUUUAACAAAGCACUAGAUAAUUGCCACACUUCCAUCCAUGUUAUGAAAAGGAUUUGAAAUCAGCCCCAUUUAUUUCCAUUAUGGCAAUAUAUAUUAUAUAGAGGUAACGCACAUUUUCUUCACAAAAAAUAAACAUUUGAAAAAAUAUAAAUACAUUUACACAGAUUUAGUAAAAUAAAGUCACAAAAGGUGGAGCAGGUAUUAAUGUAUCAUUUAUUAAUGUUAACCUGAGACUCCUGGAGAGGUCAGUGUGGCACUUAUCUCCAUUGUAAACAGAAAAGAAACUGAAUCUUUUCAGUAACCGCCAGUUUGUUGCAGAGGUCUCUCUGUGAAUCCCGAUGUUUAAACACUUGUUUCAUGUAAGAUAAUGCAAGAGGAACUAACAGGUUGCUGGAUGUUUACGUCAUAUCCCUGCAAACCCUCUGCGCUCAGCUCCGAGUCUCCUGCUGCAAAAAUAUCUGAGAAAGGAAAAGCACAGCCG
Polyodon spathula (Mississippi paddlefish) is the source of this 7335-nucleotide messenger RNA. RefSeq names its product protein FAM214B-like. NCBI's taxonomy places the organism in Eukaryota, Metazoa, Chordata, Actinopteri, Acipenseriformes, Polyodontidae. The transcript is spliced from 13 exons. The coding region runs from base 935 to 2692 and encodes 585 amino acids. The record is from RefSeq and is a predicted model, not a curated record.